AUGAUGAACGCACCCACUAUCAGUUCCAUUACGACAAACUUUUCCACGAAUGUUUAAGAAAUGUGACACCUGAGCUUGAAGUGUACCAUGGCGGAUGUCCGAGAUGAUUUUGCAAACUUAUCCCUAGAUGAAAUAGCAAGAAAAAGGCUGGAGUUGUUAGGCAAAAUUCAGAAACAAAUUUGUGUUGCAAUUAGCUCUCUCGAGGCCGGAAGUGACUUGGUGACAAACGAGCAAGUUCGACACAUCUUAUGUCAAGUAAACAAGAAUAUAGAUCUGAUAAAAGCCUCGUGCAACGAAGAAGAGUCAUCCGGUUUGAGGACUGUUGGGAAAGUAAGCCAGGAUGAACUGGCAGCCUGGGAGCGGCUAGGGGAAGGCGGAUUUUCAAGUGUGUAUAAGGCUAAGCUUAAAGGGAAUGAUGUUGCUGUCAAGGUGUUAAAAAAUCUUAAAGAAACAAGACCUCUGCUUACAGAAGGAAAUCUAUUGAGAGAUCUUCGACAUGAUAACAUUAUUGCAUUCAGAGGAAUGAACAUUUUGGAGUGUGAUAUCUCACAUGAGAAAUUCAUCCUUAAAGCAGGAUGCCCUUUUCUGGUGAUGGAGUACAUUCCUAAGAACUUGUACAGAUUUGUCGAGGAUCACAAAACUCCAGAAUCUAGGGGACUUCCUAAAAGUCAAGUGUGGACCAUUGGUAGAGGAAUGGCUAAUGGCUUGAUGUACCUACACAGUUUGAAUCCUCCAAUAAGCCACAGGGAUUUAAAACCUGACAAUAUACUGUUGGACAUCAGAAGCUUGCGGGUAAAACUAGCAGACUUUGGCUUAUCAAGAACAAUUGAGAGGAGUGGCAAUGAUCUGUCUUUGUUCCAUGCGCGCUGGACAGCACCUGAAGUGUGGGAUGAUUACUUCACAGAUGAUGAGUAUAAUGUAGAAGAACUGACAGACACAACAGAAAAUGAAACUGUGGAAGAAGAGCACACAGGCUUUGAUGACGAGUUUUUUUAUCUACGUGCUGACAUCUACUCGUAUGCUCAAGUAGUAGCCUAUACGUUAACAGGAAAUACACCGUGGCAGGGUAGAAACUCUGUCAGUGUACAGGGUAUUCAAAACAACUUGAUAACGAAGGAGGACAGAGUGGAGUUGCCCGAAGAAGUGGGUGGUGUAUUAAGAAAAGUUAUAGAAGACUGUCGUUUGGAAAAUCCUGAGAUGAGACCUACAGCAGACCAACUGGUUUUGGAGUAUUUUAGUGGUGAUGUUAACCCGUACCAAACUGAAGCCAAAAGCGCUGAGUUCUUUUCCUGUGGAUUCCUCCAGAACACUUAUAUCUUUGUUGCUGAGAGCUUAGUGGACGAGGUAAUACUGGGUAAAAAUUUCCGCACAGCUCCAUACUACUGGGGCUUCGAGUCAUGCUACCAAAAAAUAAACCAGAUGCUUUGCCCACAGGUGAAAAAUAUGUCCAAAGGUUCAAAAGAUGGAGAAGAAGAAAUUAAAGUUGAUGAAAUUAUAUUCAAGGUUGAAGGACGGGCCAAAGAAAUGAAUCUAAAGAAACUUGAACGUAUUUCGCCGCCGGUGGAUCGAUUUUGGAGGCGAAAGAGAACCCAAACGUGGCCGAAUGUUCCGUUGUCGGAACUGAGUAAAUUAAAUGGAUGGAAUCCAUUGGCGACGAUUCCCGAAAGCGACGCUGUGAAAUCGUCGGAGAAGAGUUCGGGUCGACGAGCCCGCGCUAAAACUGUUUCGGACCUCCGAGUCCGUAUUCAAGAUGAGCAACUGAGGAAGAUUAUCUUGGACGUGCUUACGUCGUAUUUGUCGCAAUUUUCGCAAUAUGAUCAUACUCUUUUUGGCCGGCUUGGCCCCUUGCUAAGUGAAUUGAUAAAAGUUCGUGUUGAGGAGUGCAUCGAAGGACGAUGUAAAAUAGUAUCACAGGUUUAUAUUGGAGCUGUUGUUGGUGAGGGAAUAGAUGCGGCGACGCAAUGUUUAUGGACACCGCAUUGUGAUAAAUAUGCUACGGCUAGUUAUGGAACUCAGUUUUUAUUUGCUGUAGGAAUCGUAUUCGUUGUACAAUUAUAA
This is a messenger RNA of Pocillopora damicornis (cauliflower coral), 2058 nucleotides long. RefSeq lists its product as uncharacterized. Gene Ontology annotation, biological process: protein phosphorylation. Lineage: Eukaryota; Metazoa; Cnidaria; Anthozoa; Scleractinia; Pocilloporidae. Gene Ontology annotation, molecular function: ATP binding; protein serine/threonine kinase activity. The record is from RefSeq and is a predicted model, not a curated record.